Scophthalmus maximus (turbot) is the source of this 2987-nucleotide messenger RNA. It is a transcript of the gene tctn2, whose product is annotated as tectonic family member 2. The coding region runs from base 69 to 2216 and encodes 715 amino acids. The record is from RefSeq and is a predicted model, not a curated record. Gene Ontology annotation, biological process: smoothened signaling pathway; cilium assembly; protein localization to ciliary transition zone. The transcript has 18 exons. NCBI's taxonomy places the organism in Eukaryota, Metazoa, Chordata, Actinopteri, Pleuronectiformes, Scophthalmidae. Gene Ontology annotation, cellular component: MKS complex.
UCGUCGAAGAGCUGCGUUGCCAUGACAUCAACAGUUUGCUCGACGCUAAAGUACCAUAGUGAAACCAAAUGGCUAACGUGGUUCAUAUGCUCAUUUCCCACCAGCUCAUAUAUGUUUUACUGCUCUUUAGCUUGGCUCACACUGAGAACGUUGUCGUUUUCCGGCCGUCCUAUCUUACCGCCACUAGACCGGUGGUCUCCGCUCUGCUGCUCGGAAACACGUCGGACAUCUCCCUGAGUGUGAGGACGGUGUCUCCAUCCAACACCACAGGAAGUAUCGGUCUUCCAUCAUGUGUGUCUGAGGUAACACAGUGGAUCCUCACAGUGGAGCAGGUGGGAAAGACUGCAGUGCGAGUUCAUCUGAGGUUGGAUAAAAGUCUGCGCUUGUGUACUGCGAAUGACACGGACACGGACUGCUGUCCUGAUCCACUGUGCGUCCUGGAGACUCUUCAGGUUUCUGCCUGUGCGGGCGGGACACCUCAGGCAUCGCUGCUGAUCCAGGCAAAAAUAUAUGCUCUGCUGGUCCCCGCUAAUGCUGCAUCUGAUAAUAAAACAACCAUUCCAAACCAAGUGUACCAACCACUGGGCUCUUGUCCCUGUGAUCUCACAUUCGGAGCCUGUGAUGUGCGCUGUUGCUGUGACGAGGACUGUUCCACUGAAGAUUUGAAGCUGUUUGUGUCCCACUGUCUCCCGGGGCCAUUUGGUGGACAGGUCUCUCCUCCUCCAGAUUAUGUGUGCUCUGUGCAGUCCUCUGAAAACUCCCCAGAUUGGUUUCCAUUUUUGUGUGUCCACUCGCCACCUAAAAACAACCCUUACCUCGGGCUCUUUUACCAGGGAGCCAUAAUUAAAUCCACGCCUGGUCCAACCUUCCAAGGCCCUGUGCUGUCAGCUCCAGUGCCAGUUGAUGUUUAUAUUGAAGGAAGUCCCAUUUUAACAUUAAAUGACCAGUACUUAACCAUUGCUCAGAAGGUGCUCGGCCAGUGUGCAAACAAUGCUCCUGUAGCAUUUUUGAAAAAUUUCAAUGUCGAGUGUGUAACCCCACUACGCACCUGUCCAGCUCGAUCUCCCUUACCAGUGGAUUUGAUGAUAAAAGUGAAGGAUGGGCAAGGGGGUGAUGUGACAGUGGAGGAAAUGGAUGAAGUGGCCACUGACUUGAGUCAAUUUAUUUCAAGCACAGAUGGCGCUGCCUCUUCAGGUGAGGGCCUGAUAUGUGAGAAUGUGACCAUAGCACUGGAUUAUACAUUCUACUGGAAAGGAAAUUACAUCACAAAUAUCACACUGACACGCACUGUUGGGACCAUCACUUUGAUUGGUAGUGUGCCGUUAACUACGAGGUAUUCUGCCGCGUUUCUCAAUGGGGAAUUCAUGGGUGAGACCAAUUCAGGGAACCCAGGUUACCAGGUGGGACGCCCUGUGAUUGCUGGAAAUGAGGACACUUUGGACAAUAAUGCAAGCUCAAUACAGAGGACAUCAAUCAAUCUGUGGAAACCAGUGAGUGAUGGACUCUGUGUCACUUAUGAGAAGAAACCAGUUUUGUUUGGAGAGAAUUCAACAUCAGGAUGUUUGCUGCCCAUCAGCCAAGAGAAUCUGACUGAGUGUGAUCUCUUGAGAGAGACCGUUAAUUCUCUCCAGGCAGCUUUGACUUCAGCUAUAUAUGUAGCAAGGAGUGGAAACCCAGAUCCACUAUCUGUGACUGACUGGGUGCACAUAAGCUUUGUGACAGUGAACUUGAGCACAACUAUGGAAAACACUACAAGUUCAUGUUAUGGGAUUCCGUCCCAUCAGCAUAUCCAUGUUUGGACUCUUAUCACUAGCAUGGUAGAGGGCAUACCUCAAAGGGAGAUCCGUGCUGUGCAAAUCAGCUAUAGCAUGUCCACCUGGGCACUGGAUUGUGGAGGAGGUGAUGUCUCUCCGUGCGUGGACCCAGUGGAAACUCAAUUAUUCCCCAUCACCUCCUCAGUCACCUUUACUGAUAUUCCUGUCAACACAGGACCACCGAAAACCAGGUUUCAGAUCAACUUCACAGAGUAUGACUGUAGCAGGAAUGAUGUGUGUUGGCCUGAGCUAGCCUUUCCCAUGACCAAGUAUUACACAGGUGAGCCAUAUUCUCAGUCCCUGGCCAAGGGCCUUAUCUUGGUUUUCUUCUUCAUCACUGCCUCAAUUCUCGGGACUCCAUGGAGACAAAUCCGACAGGCAUGGAACAUCUCCACCCUUUAAGACUCUGUAGAGGAAGGAACACAUUUCAAGGGCAUGAUGAGAGUGUGACCGGCUAAAAACAAGAUGAACUUUUAAAAUGUAAAUACACCUUUUUCCAUUCGAUAUUGUUUGUAUCAUUUGUAGUUUUUACAUUUUUGUGGGAAUGUAACUUGUUCAAUUUGUGCACAUUUUUUAAAAUAAAAAGUAUUUUUCUAUUAUUUAUUUUAGGCUCAACCCUAUUUUUGAUCACAACACUCUCGAGAAUAGGUUUGAAAAGUGGGUAGGGCUUCUAAUCUGAUGUGAUUUCAGUUUGUUUCUUAUUGGCUGCCUCAGGGUUAAAUUUAUUCCGGUUAUGCAUGUUCCAGGAGGGGUUAUCAACCACAUGCACGAUAUGUUCCGCCCACAACUGAGUCCGGUUCUGCUAGAAAUGUCUUCCUGUUACAAGGGAGGGUAUUUUCUCCACAGUUGCCAUAUGAUCCUCAUUGUGGGAACUGUGAGGAUUUCUCUGUAAUAUUGGGAGUCUUGACCUCACUAUGUAAAGUUACUUGAGAUAAUGUAUGUUGUGAUUUGACGCUAUACAAAUAAAAUAUAAUUGAAACAACACCCAAUGAAACAUAGCUGCUGCUGCUGCUCCUUAGGAUUCUAGACCCCUGUUCUGCCUCGAUCAGUGUACUUGACCCCUAUUUCUUCCAACUGAAUAAGUUCUGAACAGAGGUUCUAGAUAUCAAUACAGGGGAGUGAUGUGUAUUUGUUUUUAUCUUUGUGCAAAUGCUCAAUAAACUGAUAAACUCA